Messenger RNA from Chaetomium globosum CBS 148.51, 1848 nucleotides. RefSeq lists its product as uncharacterized. The transcript is spliced from 6 exons. Gene Ontology annotation, molecular function: ATP hydrolysis activity; 5'-3' DNA helicase activity. The record is from RefSeq and is a predicted model, not a curated record. The coding region runs from base 1 to 1848 and encodes 615 amino acids. NCBI's taxonomy places the organism in Eukaryota, Fungi, Ascomycota, Sordariomycetes, Sordariales, Chaetomiaceae.
AUGACGCUUUUUUUUGGCUCCCAACCGCCGGCGCUCUUGGAGCCCAGGGUUUCUAUAAACACCUUGCUGGCCCCCGAGGCGAACGAGAUGGUGAGUGUGGCGGUGGAGGAGGGGGGUGGGAGUGCUGGUGGUGGGAAGGAGGAGGGGGAGGGGUUGGCGGCGGUGGUGGGGGAGAAGAGGGUGUGGAUCGUGAAGGUGGCGGAUGAUGUUACUUUUCGGAGGAUGAAUGCUACGAUGGAGAGGCUGGCCAAGAUGGAGGAGAGGGAGUACUCGGCUUUUGUUAGGGUGCUGUUCGGGUUGUCAUCACCGUCACCUGUUGCGGCGGACUUGACAAGGGAUGAGGAGGUCGGCGAAAUUGAGUGGGUUGACCCGACGCUUAAUGAUAGCCAAAAGGAUGCCAUCCGGUUUGCUCUGGCAUCGAGGGAGAUUGGGUUGAUUCAUGGACCGCCGGGGACCGGCAAAACGCACACUCUCAUCGAACUGAUCCUCCAACUCCUCAAGCGCAACCUCCGCGUCCUCGUGUGCGGCCCGUCCAACAUAUCUGUCGACAACAUCGUGGAGCGGCUCGCGCCGCACAAGAUCCCGCUGAUCCGGCUCGGCCACCCGGCACGCCUCCUCCCCUCGGUGCUCAACCACUCGCUCGACGUGCUCACGCGCACGUCCGAGGCCGGCGCCAUCGUCAAGGACGUGCGCGCCGAGAUGGACGCCAAGCAGGCGUCCAUCCGCAAGACGCGCAACGCCCGCGAGCGCCGCGCCAUCUACGCCGACCUCAAGGACCUCCGCAAGGAGUACCGCGAGCGCGAGCGCCGCUGCGUUAGUAGUUUGGUCGCGGGGAGCAAGGUUGUGCUGGCAACGCUGCACGGCGCCGGUGGGUUCCAGCUGCGCGGCGAGCAGUUUGAUGUCGUUGUUAUUGAUGAGGCCAGCCAGGCCCUCGAGGCCCAGUGCUGGGUGCCGCUGCUGGCCGCGAGCAAGGCCAUCUGCGCGGGCGAUCACUUGCAGCUGCCGCCGACGAUCAAGUCGCUGAAUUUAAAGAAGAAGGGCAGCAGCAAGAAAGGGAAGGACGCUACUGAUGGCGAGGAGGGUGUGGUAAAGGGGGCCACCCUGGAGACGACUUUGUUCGACCGCCUGCUGAAACUACACGGCCCAUCCAUCAAGCGCAUGCUCACGACCCAGUACCGGAUGCACGAGAAGAUCAUGCGGUUCCCGUCCGACGAGCUCUACGAAAGGAAACUGAUCGCCGCAGAUGCCGUCAAGGCGAGGCUUCUAAAAGACCUGCCCUACGAGGUGGAUGACACCGACGACACGACCGAGCCGCUCAUAUUCAUCGACACGCAGGGUGGCGACUUCCCGGAGAAGAACGAGGACGACCAGGACGCCAGCGGCGGGAGUAAGAAGCUCACCAAGAGCAGCCUCUACGGGGACAGCAAGAGCAACGAGAUGGAGGCGGCGCUGGUGAGGCAGCACGUGCAGAGCUUGGUGGACGCCGGGGUGAAGCCCGAGGACAUCGCGGUGGUGACACCGUACAAUGCGCAGCUCGCGGUCCUUGCGCCGCUCAAGGAGGCCUUCCCCGGUAUCGAACUAGGCAGUGUCGACGGCUUCCAGGGCCGGGAGAAGGAGGCUGUCAUUGUCAGCCUCGUCCGGAGCAACCCGGACGGAGAGGUGGGCUUCUUGGGUGAGAAGCGUAGGCUGAAUGUGGCCAUGACACGGCCCAAGCGCUCGUUGACCGUCAUUGGAGACUCUGAGACGGUGAAAAAGGGCAGUAAAUUCCUGAAAGACUGGAUGGACUUUCUAGAAGAAAAUGCCGAUCUCCGGUACCCGGACCUGGCGUCGCUCACUCAGGAUGCAUAA